Brassica napus (rape) is the source of this 307-nucleotide messenger RNA. RefSeq lists its product as uncharacterized. Lineage: Eukaryota; Viridiplantae; Streptophyta; Magnoliopsida; Brassicales; Brassicaceae. The transcript has a single exon. Bases 1 to 252 code for a protein of 83 amino acids. The record is from RefSeq and is a predicted model, not a curated record.
AUGAAUUCGAUGUUCAGUGCUUUCGACGCCAUGUGCGCUGAGAUGAUGGGCAAGAAAGUCACCGCUGCGUCUUACAUCUGCAACCGCUCUGAAAUCAGCGGUGCUUCUUCCGGCGGUGGCGGCGGCGGCGGCCAAACCGUGUCUUCGCUGAAGAAAGACAAAAAAGCUACAAAGUUGGCGGCGGUGAAGCAACCGAGGUUUGCUCUUGAGCUCGACGGGCUUCAAUUCUUCGAAACCAUUGUUCGUUCUUGAUUCCAACCCAAAGAUUACAUAUCUUUUUCUGAGUCUUUCUUUGUUUUCUUCUUUU